This is a messenger RNA of Rhipicephalus sanguineus (brown dog tick), 1320 nucleotides long. It is a transcript of the gene RfC4, whose product is annotated as replication factor C subunit 2. The record is from RefSeq and is a predicted model, not a curated record. Lineage: Eukaryota; Metazoa; Arthropoda; Arachnida; Ixodida; Ixodidae. Gene Ontology annotation, molecular function: ATP binding; ATP hydrolysis activity; DNA clamp loader activity. Gene Ontology annotation, biological process: DNA-templated DNA replication; DNA repair. The coding region runs from base 113 to 1126 and encodes 337 amino acids. Gene Ontology annotation, cellular component: nucleus; DNA replication factor C complex. The transcript has a single exon.
CGCGGUUUUUUGUGCGAACAGCAGCUUUCUUUAGGCUCAGAGGCUUCAGCCGCUUAAGUAAACGCUUACAACGUUCUUAGACAAGUUUUGGUACGUGAAAAUUUCUAUUGUUAUGGCAGAGCCCAUGGAUGUCGACGCGGAUGACAGCCAGAAAAAGAAGGACUGCAUUCCCUGGGUGGAAAAGUACCGGCCCGUGAAGUUCACCGAAAUCGUAGGCAAUGAAGAGACUAUCGCACGGUUGGAAGUUUUCUCGCGGGAAGGCAACGUACCCAACGUAAUUCUUUCUGGUCCUCCCGGUGUGGGCAAAACGACAACAAUCCUCUGCUUGGCACGGAUCCUCCUCGGUCCUGCAUUUCGUGAGGCCGUUCUGGAGCUUAACGCAUCUAACGAUCGAGGUAUCGAUGUUGUCCGAAAUAAGAUCAAGAUGUUUGCCCAGAAAAAGGUGACGCUGCCGCCAGGAAAGCACAAGAUAAUUAUUCUUGACGAAGCAGACAGCAUGACAGAGGGAGCGCAGCAAGCUUUGCGUCGCACAAUGGAGAUAUAUUCAAAGACCACGCGGUUUGCUCUUGCUUGCAAUACAUCGGACAAAAUCAUAGAGCCCAUUCAGUCCAGAUGCGCCGUUGUUCGCUUCAGCCGCUUGACGGAUGCGCAGGUGCUCGCAAAACUUCUGGAUGUAUGCCAGCGUGAAAAUGCGAGCUACUCCGAAGAUGGUUUGGAAGCUCUUGUGUUCACUGCUCAGGGUGACAUGCGCCAGGCGAUCAACAACCUCCAGUCGACGGUAGUGGGUUUCGGACACGUGAACAGCCAGAACGUUUUCAAGGUAUGUGACGAACCACAUCCAGAGCAGAUCAAGGACAUGCUGCAGUACUGCGUGGACGGUCAGCUGGACAAUGCGUACAAGAUCAUGUUGCAUAUGUGGAAGCUUGGCUAUGCCGCUGAGGACAUCAUUGUGAACGUAUUCCGUGUCUGCAAGAGCCACGACAUACGAGAAGACAUUAAGCUGGAGUUCAUCAAGGAAAUAGGCUACACACAGAUGAGAACAUUGCAGGGUGUGCACUCCUUGCUUCAGAUGGCUGGCCUGCUUGCCCGACUGUGCUUGAAGAGUCGUCAGUGUAAAUCCGACUGAGAUCUUCGGCGCUGUUAAUUCCAUUUCACUACUCAGUACUGCGUUAUACAGCAGUACAGCAUUAUAUAUGGACCUCCCAGUUGGUAUGACUUUACUGUGGCAUGCAACGCAUGUGGCUGGGAUACACCAGAAGUGUAUCGUCAUGCUUCAUGCACUAAAAUUAUGGAACCACUGAAUAAAUUUCCGUUUCCAAA